This is a messenger RNA of Mytilus trossulus (common blue mussel), 10051 nucleotides long. Its product is annotated as protein mono-ADP-ribosyltransferase PARP14-like. Gene Ontology annotation, biological process: protein poly-ADP-ribosylation; negative regulation of gene expression. The record is from RefSeq and is a predicted model, not a curated record. The transcript has 25 exons. Lineage: Eukaryota; Metazoa; Mollusca; Bivalvia; Mytilida; Mytilidae. Bases 102 to 6194 code for a protein of 2030 amino acids. Gene Ontology annotation, cellular component: cytoplasm; nucleus. Gene Ontology annotation, molecular function: NAD+ poly-ADP-ribosyltransferase activity; transcription corepressor activity; NAD+-protein mono-ADP-ribosyltransferase activity.
GUGGAAGGAUAUUUUGGUGCUGUUUAAGAACUUUUGUUUUAACUAGAUAAACGAGAAGACAAUAAGCAGAUAAGAUUUACCAGUUUAAACUAACUGAGAUAAUGAGUGGUGAAUCUGAUGAAGAGGAGUUUGAGGAUGCCAGAAGUAGAAACUCUGAUAGCGAUGAAAAUGAUGACUCUCCGGAUAUAUGGCAUGGGCCUGACAUGCCUCAAGAUACUUAUUUAAACCAGGACAAUAAUACUAAAGUAGACACAGAAUUUGUAGCCUAUUUAAGCACAGAGCUACCAAAAGAGGAGAAUAAUCACCCCACAGUACCACCCAAAACUUUUAAACAGAAAAAAAAUGCUUUUGAGAAACCAAUGGACAUGGAAGAGAAAAGAAAGUCAGAAGGAGAGGAACAGAACCAGCCAAUGUUAAGAUACAAAACCAAUGAAGAGGGAAACAAUAGUGAGAAUAGAAUGUCUGUAAAAGACAGGGCCAAAAUGUUUGAACAGUCAGAGGAACCAUUUCGAUCCAAAUCUGUGGAAUCUAAUGCUGAAAACUUAUCACCAAGGCAACAGCCUGACCAAGAGAGCCAUAUAAGCUCUGAGAUAGAUCGGCCAUUCCCAUGGCCAAAACAACAUACAGGAACACAACCGUCUUCACAUUUGGGAUGGCCAGGCACUCCCCCACCAGAGGAAGGAACAUAUAGCCCUGGCAGACAGUUCUCUCAAUACCAAGGUGUUUCAAAAGAUACAACAGGUCUCCCCCGUCCAGUUUAUAAUCCUAAACAAACAGGUCCAAGAGAAUUGCAACCAAUAUCUCCUGAAAAGCCUCAUGAAUGGAAUCAAUAUGCAUAUUAUGGAUAUCAACAUCAAAAUCAACCAUGCCAUGUUCCACCAGUGGUAGUUGAUUCUGAUAUACCAGUUUUAGGUCAAGAGCAGAUAAAGGUUAAACCAGAACACAAGCAUGGUUUACCAUCUAAUAAGACAGAAAAUCCUGUCAGACAAGUUCCAACAGAAAAAGGAGAGAAAAAAGGAACACAGCAAAAGAAAGGAGGAGAAAAAACCGGUACACCAAUAAAAGAGGAUGGUAUAUAUGAAGUUCCCAAAGGGAAACCAGCCGAAGGAAACGACAGUCAAGAUGUAAAUGCAGCUGAUAAAAAGCCUGGUUCUUCUCAACAGAAGCGAGAGAAGUGUUAUAUAUGUGUGUCUGGUAUUGACAAAGAUGCAAGUACUGAAACAAUCAUUAAUUUGCUGGAAGGAAGAGCCAAAGUUGGUAUAAUUACUGAACAGUCAGUAAGGGACAAGGAGGAUCAUGCUGUUUUUGUAUUUAAGGAUAAGAUAGAUAUAAAAAAACUUACAGAAUCAUGUAGAAGCAAAAAAUAUACAAGUAUUAAUUUGGAAUUUGGAGAAGUUGAUCCACCAAAGAUUCUUAUAGCCAGUUCCCAGGAUGAUAGAUUUACAAAAGAAACUUUCAGAAAUUAUUUAGAGUCCAAAAGGAAAAUGUCUGUUAAGAAAGUUUAUACAACUGAUGAAGAAGGAUAUGUUUCAGCAAAGUUUGAGGGAAAUUCUGAAGUUGAAAAAAUUCUAGAGGAUGCCAAUAUUAAAAUAGGUGGCUUUCAAGUUAUUGUUUCACCAAUGUAUUAUUGUGACCAUGGGGUGUGUAUGAAUCACAGUUUGCAUAGAGUUUCCAUUCCUGCUCCAUUCAAACCAUCUGUUCCAAAUAGUCAUAUCAAAUCUUUCAUCAUAGAAAUUACAUCAGUAUGUGAUGCUAAACUUAAAGCACAUCAUGGUCGAUUGAUACAAAAAGAUGAAAUCCAUAUUGAAUGUACACUUGACCCUAAAAGCAAAGAUACCAGAAAGAAAGUUCAAACAUGGGAGAAGGACAUAAGAAAAGCAUGGGAAGAAUUUGUUAAAGAUUGUGCUCACAAAAAGGAAAUACAAAUUAACGAUGCAAUAAAAGAAUCAUUACUUGAACAUAUAAACAAAACUAAAAUUAGUCAUACUUCUGAAAAAUUGAAAGUUUUGUUUCAUGAUGAUUCACAACUAAAAUUUGUAUUUGUUGGUGAAUCCAAAAUUGUUGAAAACUUCCAUAACCAAGUUUCAGCUAAGAAGAUAGAAAUUCAAAAGAAGUUAGAUAGAAAGAAUAAAAUCACAAGAAAAACAAUGAAGAAUAUAAGUCCAUUACACCUUGCUUUAUUGAAACCAGUGCUUGAUGAUCUGAAGUCCUUGGCAGAUGAUUUUAGCCUUGAAGCAGAUGACACUAGUGGACAUGUGACCUUGAUAGGUGUUCCUGAUGAUAUUAGGUCUGCAGAGGUCAAAAUUUAUGAGGAAAAAAAUGAUUUUGAAUUUUGGCAAAUAGAUGAUCUUUCCAUGAAUAAAUGUAAACUACUGGAGAAGGACGUGAUUCUUCAGACCAUUGUGGAGAACAUUAGAGAUAACCAUCUCCAUGUUGUUAUUGAAGUUAUACCACCAGUAGUUAAAGUUUGCACAAAUUGUCAGAACAAAAGAAAAUUGGUUGAAAAGAUAAUCAAGGAUGAAAUAGGAGAGGAAAAAAUUGUAUUAGAUUCAACAAAUCAGAUUGUGCUCACAAUUGAUGAAUGGACAGACAAAAAGGAGGAAAUACAAAAUAUUUUCAGUGGGACUUGUAUUAUAGAUGAUAGUCAAGGUGACAGUAUUGUUGUCACUGCUAGGAGUCUGCUUCUUGAUGGUAUAAUGGCGGAAUUAAAUGAUUUCAUUGUCAGUCAUUCCAUAUACACUGAUACUGUACGAAUUCAAGAUGAUGGAGUCAUGAAAUAUCUGGAAAAGCACUGCAGCAACUGGAAAUCAAGUCUAGAAUUUGAUCAGAGUAAACAUGCAUUGAAAAUGGAAUUUAAAAGAAAGAUGGCAUAUCUAUCUGGUACCAAAGAUGGGAUUUCUAAGGCAAAAGAGGAAAUAAAUGAUAAAAUCCGACGAAUUGGUCAACCAGACCCUCACAGUAUAUCGAAACCAGGUAUUGAUUCAUUAUUUGAUAAUAAACGCAAGACUUCAAACAUACUUGAUCAAAUAGAAGAUGACACAGAGACUAUUAUAUUGGUGGAUGAAAACCUCAAGCGUGGAGCAAAACCAAAACAAGUUGAUCAAGAUAAACAGACAGAUGAAGAUUUUGUGAUGGAUUAUGCAGCUCAAAAUUUCCACAGACAAAAUACUGGAAGAAAAAUGCAUAGGAAACAGUUUCCACAGAGAGGACAUGAAGUGCCUAAGACAGGACCAUAUGUUUGCAGCAACAAAACUAAAAUCACAUUGGUGCUGAAGCAGGGCCUAAGCACACAACAGGCUGAUGUACUUGUCUGUUCCACCAAUGCUACGUUAGACUUGAUUGGAAAAGCAGGAAGUGACCUUGUCAAAGGCGCAGGUCAAGGUAUAGUCCAAGAAAUCAAGAGUAAAUAUACAGGAGGUAUUAAACAUGGUGAUAUUGCUGUUCUUCAAGGUCAUGGCCUGAGCUGUCAACAAGUUUUUCUUGCCGCUUUACCAUCAUGGAGAGCUGGUGUUGAAAAGACUCUGCAGGAUAGCUUGAAUGCUUGUUUACAGAAUGCCUCUGGUUACAAGUCAAUAGUUCUACCUGCCAUGGGAACUGGUGCUCUGGGUUAUCCUCGUGACAAAGUAGCAGAAUUGAUGUAUUCAACAGUCUGUGAAUUUGAUAAGACAGGAAGUAAUUUAAAGGAUGUGAGAUUUUUGUGUUUUGAUGAUGACACAAUUAAGGCAUUCCAAGAUGAGGAAGCCCGUAGACUAGUUUCACUGGGACAUCAUGGACAAGCAACUGGUCCAUACAAGAAAAAAAAAAUUACAGUUACUGUUGUUAAAGGUGACAUGGGAAAAAUGACAACUGAUGUGUUAGUUGCUGCAGUACCAAACGAUUUAAAUCUAGAAACAUCAGGUGGAGCAGGCACAUCAUUGAUGAAACAUGUCCCUAAUCUUCAAGCAGAAAUCAAUAACAAAUAUUCAAAUGGUAUAAGAAUGGGAGGAUUUGCUGAAAUUCCAAUAACUAGUGGUGGAACUUGUAAAGCUGUAUAUUUAACUUCUAUAGCACCAUGGAAUGUAGAAAAGUCCAAGAAAGAUGAAGAUAUGCAAAUUUGGAAGUUUGUAUACACAUGCUUAGAGACAAUGAGCAAAUCCAGAUUACAUUCUAUUGCCAUCCCAGCUAUGGGUACUGGUAUAAUUGGAUAUCCUCCUUGGAGAGUUGCUGCCAUGAUGUACAAUAUUGUUGACAAAUUUUCUGACAACAACAAAAGCAGUAAAAUCAAGGAAGUGAAGCUAGUGGUUUAUCCUUCUGACACUACAACAGUGAAGGCAUUUGAAGCAGAAGAAGUGAAAAGAAUUCCAAGACCUAGCUCAGGACCAAAGAGAACAGUUAAUAUUUAUAGAACAGACACUAAAGAAUUUCUGAUUGGAGAUGAUUUGAAAUUCAGUGUAGAGCAGGGAAAUAUUCUUAAAAAGAAAUGUGAUGCUAUUGUUAACAGUACCAAUGUUGAUUUGGAUUUGUCGAAAGGUGCAGUAGCCCAAGCUUUGAAAGCUCAGUGUGACAAGAAGAAACUGGACGAAGAAUGCACAAAGAAAAGAGAACAUAUGAAGAAACACAAAAUAACAUCAACAAGUGGCUGUGGGCUUCCAGUACAGUUUAUUUUUCAUAUAACAUAUCAGUCUACGUCUGCACAAUGGAAGAAAAUGAUUGGAAAAGCAAUGAAGAAAGCUGAAGAUAAGAAAUUAAAGACUUUGUCACUUCCUGCUCUUGGAACAGGUGGCAAUGCUACAAAUCCUAAAUUGAUGGGUCAGACUAUAGUAGAGGGUCUCAAGGAGUAUUUAGAAGAGAAUGAUUUAAGAACAUUAAAACAUGUAUAUCUUGUAAUAUUUCAACCUGAUAUGGUAACAUCAAUGUUACAAGGUAUAGGCCAAGCAUCACAAACAGUUCCAGCCGCUGGUCCAGUUGGUAAAUUUGUUGUGAUGCAAGAUGACCCAGUAGGUAAUGAUACUGUAAGAUUUUUAAUCUAUGGAGAAAGGAACACUCACAGUGUCAAACAGAGGUUGAUGAAAGCAAUAGAAUCAGAGUAUGAAAAGAAAGAAAUGCAUGAUUCCAUGAUCAAAGAGUUAACGGCCAAUGAGGAAGCAGCAAUCCAUAGUGUGAAGAAAGAUUUUCCUAUUAAGAUAUGUAUAAAUAAAAAAACAAGUCAGCUAGUUUUAGAGGGGCUGAAGUCUCACAUAAUAGAUGCUUUAAAUAAAAUCCAUGGUUGGCUGAGCAAAUUUAGACAUAGACGCUUCUGUGAAGAGGAAGCAAAAAUCAUGAAUGACCAAGUUCAAUGGUUUUUCAAAGAAAUAGACCAACACGGAAAACAACUUCUUACACCAUAUCCUGAUUUGAUAAAUAUGCAUCUUGAGAAUGCACAUCGUGGUACUUCUAAACGAUCUGAUGUUGACUUUUAUUCAGCUUCUGGUGAUAAAUAUAUAAUUGAGUUGAAUACUAUGAAGGAAUAUCCCGUAAAUGAUCCAACUGACACAGUAGAAGUUAUCAGAAGAGAAAAAUUAAAAGGUGGCGACAUAUUUAGUCUUCCUUCUGAAUGGGAUGAUAAUAAUAAUCAGAAUUUGAAGGUUAUAACUCUGUUGACCAGCUCACAAGAAUUUAUGGAUGUGGUAAAACUGUUUAAGACAUCCGUAUUCAAUGGGCAAUACAAAACUCAGUUUAAUUCUUCAACUUUCAAAGUAACAAAAAUUGAAAGAAUUCAGAAUAUAUCUUUGUACCAGAUGUACGCAGCAAAAAGAAAGCUUAUAAAAGAUCAGAACCAGAAUUCAAAUGUUGUGGCUGAACAACAACUCUGGCAUGGAACUGGGAGUGAUGCAGUACCAAGUAUAAUAAUGUAUGGUUAUAACAGAAGUUAUUGUGGUAAAAAUGGUACAUGGUUUGGAUAUGGUGUAUACUUUGCAAAUGAUGCAUCUUACUCAGCACGAAACUGGGUUUCUCCUGGUGGAAUUACAACGAGUGUCAGUCAGAUUUUCCUGAGUAAAGUUUUAACUGGUAAAUACUGUAAAGGAGAUCCAAACAUGCGUGUUUUACCACAGAGGGGUGAUGGAACAAUGUUAAACUUUGAUUCUGGUGUUAAUGAUGUUAACAACCCUCUGGAGUAUGUCAUAUUCAAUGACACACAAGCCUAUCCUGAAUACUGUAUAUCUUUUGUAAAAUAAUGUACAAACAUAUUCUCCAGGUUGUACAAUGUUGGAAGAAAUAACAUAAUAGCAAUGUAUUGUGAUAUUGUUUUUUUGCAGUCUACGACUAAUUUUUGGGUUUUAAAAUAUAUUUAUGAUUAGUUAUGUUUUAUAUAAUGUUAUUUUAUGCUAUAUAUUGUGAUAUUGUUUUUUUUGCAGUCUACAACUUAUUUUUGGGGUUUUAAAAUAUAUAUAUGAUUAGUUUUGUUUUAUUUUAUGUUAAUGCAGCAUGCUUUUAAUUGAUCUGACGUUUAACAAAUAUAUACUUUGAAUAUUUAAGAAUAAUCAUACUUUUUUAUAUGUAUAAAUUAUUUAUUCUCAUUUAUCUGUGAUAGAAAGUGAUAUGUAAUGUUUGAAUCUCUGAUAACAAGUUAUCUUUAAACUUACUUCACUUAGUGAAAAACUAGUCCAUAUAAAAGGCAAAUGGUUUUCCUCAAACAUAGAGUCUUUUUAUGCCCCGCCAUAAUUGAGAGGGCAUUAAGUUUUACCAGUGUCCGUCCGUCCAUACACCCAAAAUUGGUAUCUGUUCUCUAACUUAAGACUGCCUCUACCAACAUGACCAAAUGUUAUGAAACUACACAAUGCUUCUUACCACAAACUACAGACCAAAUUUGAAUUUUGGCUCUAACUGUUCUACAGUAAUGCCCCUGUACAAUAGAAAUAAAAAAUCCUUUCUGUUCUCUAAUUUUAAUUUGCCUCAACCAAAUGGUAUGAAACUUAUACACAAUGCUUAUAAACACAAAAUACAGAUCAUGUUUCAUUUUUUUGGGGCCUCAUUUUAAGAGUUCUAUAGCUAUGACCAUUUACAAAUGUUAAAAUUGUUAUUUUUUUUGUUUCUGUUCUCUUUCUUUAGUUUGCCAGAUGCUAUUAAACUGAUACAAUAUAUAUACCUAUGACAUAUCAAUUCAGAUCUCAAUGCAAAAAAUCAUACAUAUUGCUGUAAAGAUUUGUCUAUAUAAAUGUAUAGGCAUACUUUCAAGAAGGCCCUUCAAACCUACAUAUUAUGCUUGACUGACUAAUAUUGAUUUUAAAAUGAUAAAUAAGAUCACUCACCUUUACUAAGAGCUUUAUAAAUAUAGUAAAACAUGACCAUGUAUUCUCUUAACUUAAAUGUUAUAUUUUUAUUAAUAAUUGAGAAAUUGAUUUUUGUCGCAAUUAUUAUAAAAUUUUGUUCAACUGAUCUGGUGGAGCAUUCAGUUUAAUUUGCACAAGGACAAUCUAUUUGAAAUGUGUGUGAUAAGGAUGAUUGCCAUUAUUUUUAAUAAUGACAAUGUGUAAUUUGGAUUUCAAUUGCUCAAUUUUUAAAUGUCUGUGAUAUAUAGAAAACUCUGUGAUUAAAGUAUUAAUUUUAAAUAGUACAUCUUGUGUGUAAAUAUGUAAAUCCAAGUUGAAUAUGUUUUUAAAACAGAGAAAAAAUUAGAUUGGAAAGAUAAUUAGAUGGUAAAAUAUAAAAAAAAAAAACAACAUUAAAGAAGAGUGACCAUCUCACUAACCCUGUCCCUUUUUAGAAAAAUCAUAAAUACAGAGGAAUUAAACAGAAAGGAAAAGAAAAAAGGAAAUACAUGAAAGUGUGGUAUGGAAUGAAAGAUAUUCUAUCUAGUUUGAUGUUUGAUUUUUUUGCACUAAUAUUAAGUCUUUUGUUACAUUUAAUAUGCAUUUAGUAAAAUUAUGAAGGAAGAUCUUUAAAGGAAUUCCAUUGAGUCGCUGAGAAGGGAAAUGAAACCAGGUGAAGUUCCAUUUUCAAUUAUGACCUUUUAUUUUUGUUUUCAUUGUAUACAAAUAUUUGUUUUAUUGACACAUGAUUAUUGUAAAAUGAUGAUUUUCUGUAUGAACUGGCAUUUAUCUAUUAAAUAAGGAUAUUAUUAUAUUUUUGAUAACUUCUUUAAAGCUAAGGGUCAGCUGGUAGAUAUUUGUAAGUGAUAUUAUUUAUAAAUGAUAUUGUAUUUUUGUUUUUGUUUUGCAGGUGAAAAUGCUGUUACUAGUUUUCUAUGUCUAACAUAAACCAAUUGUAUAAUCUUUAUAUCCAUCCAAAUUUCUUAUAAAAACAGAGAAUGCUUUAAAUAAAUUCUAAAACUUGUAUAGAAUAUUUGAACAUAUAGUUAAAAAAGCUCCAUUGUGAUUAUCUUGAAUUUGCUUGAAUCUUUUUACUUGAAAUGUUGAAGCUUUUGUUAAGAUUGAUAAGUAAGCUGCUCCCUAACUGAUAUUCAAAAAGGAAUGUUACUUCAAACUUGUUUCAAAGUAUGAACUUGAGCUUCACUGGAUUCUUUUUUUUCAUGAAGAAAAAUUUUCGUGGAUUGAGAAAAACUUGCAUGUUCGUGGAUAUUUAAUUUUAUGGUUUUGACAAAGUCUGCAUUAUAUAUUCCUUUAGAAAAUAUGUAGUCCAUUGAUCAUUUAGAUUUGUGGUGAACCUGUACUAAAAAAAUCCAGGAAAAUUAGUAUCCAACAAAUAUUAAUGAAUCCACAGUUAUAUAUAAAAUAUCAGUUAGAUUCUUGGGUACAAUUCGGAGUUUAGUAUGGCGUUCAUUAUCACUGAACUAGUAAAUAUAUUUGUUUAGGGGCCAGCUAAAGGACGCUUCUUGUUGGGAGAAUUUCUCCUUGUAUUGAAGACUUGUUGGUGAUCGUCUGCUGUUGUCUGUUCUAUGGUCUGGUUGUUGCCUCUUUAACACAUUCCCCAUUUCCAUUCUCAAUUUUAUUUAAGAAAAAUAGGACUUUAACCAUCAAGUUAAAAAGAAUUUUGCUUACUUUAGUAUGCCUAAUGAAUAUGUAAUGCUUUUGUUACGAUUGAGGAAAGUAAAUUAACAGUAGGUCACUUCUAGGUUGUGCUCAAGCUAUUUUCUUUUGUGCAAAUGAUUCUUUAAAUUCUCCCAUGAAGUCACAUAACAAUGUUCAAAUGUGAAUUUCCAGAAUAGUAUUUUUCAUGCAUAGUCAUAUCAGUUAUGCUGAAAUUAUCAAGCUUCUUUUUGGCAUGUUAUUAUAAAGUUAACUUCGUGAUCAGCAAGUUGCUGACAUGCCUUCCAACCCUCUUGUUUUGAAUGUUUCCCACAAAAAAUUACAACAGUAUUUACAUGUAUUGAUUUGUUUGAUAAAAUAUUGUUUUUGUACCUCAGACAAAAAUGUGCCAGUGGGGACCUUACUAACUUGUCAGUUUCCUUAAUCUAUUUUAUGACCUAUGUUGUAUCUAAAACUAAAAGGUUAUUGACAUUCCGAAUCAAAAACACUUUUACAAAAAAUCUCUAGAGGAAAAAUACUAGUAACGAAAUAAUGAAAAUUUCAGCAUUACUUGCUCUCAAUUUUUAUUUUAUAUUCUUUGGAAACAGAGCCCCCACAGUAUAACUUACUUAAGAAUUUAAUGCUUCUUUUUGUAAAUUCAUUGAGGUGUAAAAGUGUUGACUGAAGUACAUUUGGUAUGAAGCGUGAAAGCACUUCAUUCUAAAAAUGUGCGCACAGUCAACGCUUUUACAAUCCUAUGAAGUUACAAAAAGAAGCAUUCAAUACUUAUAAUUACAAUUUUUAGCGAUGAUCAUAAAAACACAAAUUUUAAAAGUUUUUUUUAUAUAAUUCACCUGUGCACUUUAUUGUGGACCACGUGUUAUCAUAAAUAAAAAGUUUUAUUGAGUGAUGCAAUUGCUGAAGGAAUAACACGUGACAAGCAGUUAACCAAUCAGAAUGGAGUAUUAUAAUGAAACAUACAUCUAAUGUAAUUAUAAUGAUAUGAUAACAAAGACUCCCUUAUUAUAUCAUAAGUAUUUUUGUUGACAUGCAAAAUAGAAUAACUAAUAAGAAAAACAUUACCUCUAUCUUAUGUUUAGUUUUUUGUUUUCCUGUUGAACUUAGAU